Messenger RNA from Symbiodinium necroappetens, 2464 nucleotides. The record is from the annotation of a GenBank genome assembly. Lineage: Eukaryota; Dinophyceae; Suessiales; Symbiodiniaceae.
GCUGCGGCUGCAGCCCGCAAACUUGGUUCUUGUGGGCGAUCACAAGCAGUUGCCUCCGACGUCUUUGGUGCAGCCGCAGAUCCUGGAGGGAACUGGUCACAACCGCUCAUUGCUGGAGCGCUGUGUCCUCGCAUCGGGCAGGGUUCACCAGCUCCGCGAGCAGUACCGAAUGCAUCCAAGCAUCGGCCGCCUUGUCAGCAACUUGUUCUACAGCGGGAGGUUGGAAACUCCACGGCGAGUUGCCGAGGACCGCCAAGCCUGCGAGCGAAGACCGCUUGUGUGGAUGGAUGUCCAAGGUCGCGAGGAGGCUCCGAACAAGUCAUACAUCAAUGCUGCUGAGGUGAACAGCUGUCUCAAGGUCGUGACGCGCUUGCGUGAGCGCAUUGGGCCGAAACCCUCUGUGGCUCUCCUGACCUUCUACAAGGGUCAGCUCGAAGAGCUGAUGAAGGCCGUGCCAAGUGACCUCGAUGUCGAGGUACUCACUGUGGAUGCUUGUCAGGGUAGUGAGUUCGACUUCGUGAUUUUGAGCACCGUGCGUGCAAACCGAGAUCUUCGUCUCGGCUUUGUCAAGGAUGCUCAGCGAAUUUGCGUGGCAACGUCAAGAUCCAGGCUACAGCUCUUCAUCGUGGGACAUCGCCAGACCCUUUGUGCAGAUGGCGAUUGGAAGCAAGUCUACGAGGCAUGCACGGCUGCGACACCCGAGGAUGCCCGGCCCCAGCGUCCCUCCCCGGCCGCUGGCUUCGUCUCCGUCUUCGAUGCAUUGCGCCGUGCCAAGGAAUUGGAUGCAGAGCAGAAGGCGCUUCAGGCCAUGGAGGAGCAGAGCAAAGAUCCAGGCCGCCGGCCGUCGCGACCUUCCUCUGGGGCAGAGUCGCUUAUGUGGCAGCAGGCGAGUUUCCGCAACCAGGCGUCGCAGCCUUCGAUUCUGCGCAGGAACGACGGCACGUACCAAAGCAGUACGGCCGUUGCCAUCGGCGGCGGAUACCGCAGCCGUAGAGAUGUGUACGCCAUGGAGGCCACAGCAAAGGCACACUUGCAGAGCCUCGAGGCUGCAUUUAAACGUCGCAGCAAGCCAAGCGAUGCCUAUACGCGUAGGCUCCUCAUCGCGGUCCUCCGUGCCGGUCGUUCCAACCAGCCAUGCGCCAGGAACGACUGCGUGGAUAGCAGUGACCAUAUCCGAUUUUCAUGCCUCUUGGAGCACUUGGACUCCGAGGAAUUACCCGGACUCCCCUUUGCAGGCCAGAGGCUUCCCAAGGAAAUCUUGAACAUCCCGACUGUGACGGCCUUUGGCAAAACACUGUCCCUGCAGGAAUGCAUUUCAAUGUCCUUCAUCCUGGGCUUCGGUGCUGCCAAGAUUCCAGCUAUGCGGCUGGCCACGAGCGGCUUCUUCUUCCGACAUCGUUUAGCUCUUCUGGUGGGGAUCCUGGUCUCUUCAAUGCUCCUGGUAACGCUGCCAAUUCUGCUCCUGGAGGGCUGGGAGAAGAUGCAAGUGCUUGGUGUCUUCACCUCCUCCUUCAUCUCCAGCUUCCUCUACGGUGGAAUCGUCACAUACCUUGAAGGAAGACAGAGCACCGAGAUCAUGCUAGCUGCAAUCUCCGCCAGCCUUACUGUGGCCGGCACACUCAGCCGCGCUGCUGCCACGGCGCUGCUGGACUGGGGCGUUGCCCCGAGGCUGAUGCCCCUGCUAUUGGGAGGAUGCUGCUGCAUCCUGGCCUGUAUUUCGAUUGUGAUCACGGACCGGUCGCCCCGGCCCAGUGGUGCCGACGUUGCAGCGCGGUCCGCACGCGCGGCCAUGAGUUCGAGGCAGCAGUGGGACUUUGUCAGCAGCCACGCCUUCGGAGUGAUCGCGUCCAUCUCUGCCUGGGCUGGCCUGGUGGGCUUGCGAUCUUUUCGCGACUUCUAUGCGAAACAGGUCUUCACUGCUGCUCUCGGAGAGCCGCCCACCCCCAAGGUUCUCGCAAUGGCCGAUUUGCCUGGAGCUGCAACAUCCUUUGUGGCUUUAGUGAUGAUGUCUUGGGUAAAGAACAGCCAGAAAGCCCUGCGCUUGAUGCUGGUCCUUUGUGCAUCAGGACUGCUGCUUGUGGUUGCCCUGACAUGGCUCCUUCGGGAGAAUUGGUUGGACGGGAUCAGCUGGAUGCUGCUGUACUCGGCGGCCUUCUACACAUCCUUCUCCAUGCUGAACGCGCCUAUCAACGAGCGCAUCUUCGCAGUUACUCGUGCUGAAGGUACAUGUUCCUUUCUCAUCUUUGCAUCCGAUGGAGCGGGAUACGUUGUGACCAUCGGCUUGUUAAUGUACCAGAGCUUUGGCCCUCUGUCGGCGACCGAUGCCACCGACGCGGAGGUGGUUCUGCAGCUCUUUGUGCAGCUGCUGUACAUACUGACCGUCCCCAUUGUGUGCGUGCUGCUCCUGUCGGUCAGAUACUUCAGCCGCAGCAUCUACACCCCUGCGGCAGGGGCAGCGCUGUGA